UAUCGCUUCUUACGCGUUAAAAAAGUUUAAGCAAACAUAUGGUCAAAAAUAAUAAAUAGUUGAAAAAAGAAAGUAGAGAGAUUAUAAAAAAGGAAAAAAAAGGAAAUAUUUAUUUUUGUGAACUUCACAUCUUUUAUAGAAAUAUUGCCAAGGUUCGUGAGGAGUUCAAUUUUAGUUCAUUCGAUAUGUUCGCAGUGCCAAUUGUGCCACCUGAUCUGCGACACGAAGAAACAAUAAUCCAAGCAGCAUAUGCUCUUGAUUGUCUACAGAAAACAAUAAAUCAAAUUUUUAUUCGGAUCGACGAGCGUAUCGAAUUUAAUAAUGUCAAAGUGAAACAGUUGGGUGAACGUAUCCACAAAGCACAAUCGAAGGUGAAAAGUCUCUUGGGUACACACAAAGCUCUGCGCAUUUAUGCGCCAUCUAAAUUCCCGGGAACGCAAGCAUUCCAGAAUAUACCAAUAACGUUUGAUUCGGAUCUCUGGGCAGAUAUGUCCAAGAAAGACGAUGAAGCUACAGCGCAAAAUUACAAAGUGGAAAGUAAAAUGGACCCCUGUACGAUGACUAUGAGCGAAAAAUUGCUUUUUUUCCAUGUACGAUCAACAGGGCGCGAUAUGCCCUCCAAUUUAAAGGCGCAAAGAAUAAAAGUUAAUCAAACGCAAGGAUUGGGAAAAGUAUCGGGUAAUCUGACAUCAGUGCCCGCGGUAUUACUUUUCAAUACUGAUGUGAGUGUUUACGAUUUAGAUAACAUGCAUGAAAAGAAAAAUAAUUACCUCAAGUGUGCCCAAGGACUUCAGGGUCAACAUCAACAACUUCAUUACGGUAAUCAAAAGCACCUCUUAGAACCUGCUCCGCAUUCGUUAGCUCACAGAAAUGAAAAAUUCUCGCCUGCCGGAAUGUUACGAUAUACACCCAAAUUAUCAGAAGCUCCAGAUUUGGACUUACCAAUGGAUUUGCCGGAUUUGCCAGGAAUUGCGGGGGAUUUACGUUAUGAAAAUCAAGAAGGUAAACAACCAAUUGCCCCAUCCUCGAUUUUAGCGGUAGAAAAUUUACCAGAUCUACCUAAGCUUUUAUCCCAAGAUAUUAAAGCGGGACAGGCCGACAAAAAAAAUGAUCAAGAAAACGAGGAAAUGCCCAAUUCUACUGUUCUGAAAGUCGAAACAUUACAUGAAUCGUUUAUCACACCACCACCGCCGCCGCCUCCACCUAUUUCUACGCCCUUUGCAAUUUUACCGGCAACCAAUUCCGCAAAGACAAAUUUACCCAUCCCAUCUAACAAACCGCGAACUGAACUCCUGGAAGCAAUACGUCAAGCAGGCGGAAUAGGUAAAGCCCAACUAAGACCUACUGCUGCCACUCCUUUAAACACGAAAAGCAAUCAACCCAAAAAAGGCUCAAAUCCGCAUACAAGUGAUAGCUUUAUGGCGGAUUUGCACAAUAAACUUUUAAUGCGCCGCAAAGGCAUAUCAGGGAGUAACAAAGAGGAAGAAAGUGCAGUAAGUUUAUUAAAACAAUCAACCCAAUCCACAGCGUAUAAAAGUCAAUUUGGUAACCCAGUAAUAUCGAGAUUAUCUUCGCUAAUACCACCUCCUAAAGAUGCCGAAGACGAUGACGAAGAUAGAAACGAUGAUGAUACCGAUUGGAUUGAUUAGUGAAAGAAACUAAAAAAAAGAAAAUGAAAUAUCCGUCGCUAAUACGAACGAUACAGUGCCUUUGAACAACAUUCUUUUAAAGAGUUAUAGUAAAAAAAAAAACAAAAAUUAUAUCU
Molecule: messenger RNA, 1765 nt
Organism: Glossina fuscipes
Lineage: Eukaryota; Metazoa; Arthropoda; Insecta; Diptera; Glossinidae
Gene: wash
Product: WASH complex subunit 1
Exons: 1
Coding region: 186-1649 (487 amino acids)
Biological process (GO): retrograde transport, endosome to Golgi; exocytosis; Arp2/3 complex-mediated actin nucleation
Cellular component (GO): early endosome; WASH complex; recycling endosome
Molecular function (GO): alpha-tubulin binding; actin binding; gamma-tubulin binding
Source: RefSeq, a predicted model, not a curated record